Molecule: messenger RNA, 794 nt
Organism: Lecanosticta acicola
Lineage: Eukaryota; Fungi; Ascomycota; Dothideomycetes; Mycosphaerellales; Mycosphaerellaceae
Source: the annotation of a GenBank genome assembly
AUGGCGUCGCUACGAUCGAUGGCAGUGUUGCGCGCUGCUGCCUGCCGACCGGCCCUCUCCCUACGACAGCCAGCGCUGGCACGUUUCCAAUCCGGCAGCAGCACACACGAACGAGGCCAGCCAGGUCUCGCCUCCACCAGCGAGCCCCCUCAUGGAAGCCACUCGGAGAGCGCGAUGAUUAGGCAAGAAGGAGCUGCAGAGGGACAACCAAGACACAGCCCAGAUUACAAUGUCGCUACGGAUUACAGGACAUCGUAAGAACAUGCACGGAGUAGGCGAGCAAGGAAACGCAAGACUGACAUGGUGAAUACAGCAACUUCUCUCCUGUACCCACUCGUGUCAUGGAUGGCAGUGAGCCUGGUGUUGAUACUCCCGCUGCUGUGCUCUCGGGUGCGCCAGUUGAGCUGCAAGCGCGCACGGUCCGGUACAGUGUUCCACCAUGAUGAAGUCCCCUUUACCUGCUCUAAUCACUUUGGGUUUAUAGCAUUUACAAACCCGCCAAAACUGCCACUCAAUCUGGGGACUGGCACUCGCACCACUGGCGCAUGGACUGGGAUCCUCUCAGCAAAGGACAUCGCUGGGAGAAUCCGCUCAUGGGCUGGCAGUCUUCUGCUGAUUUCAUGCAAGGCACACACCUCAACUUCGAAUCCAAGGAUGACGCCAUCCGGUUUGCUAACAAGCAAGGCUACGAGUAUUUCGUGCAAGAGCCAAAUGAGAGGAGAAUCAUUCCCAAGGCAUACGCAGACCAGUUUGUACACAGCCCAAAGAAGCUGAAGCAAGUGCGAACGAAAUAG